AUGACAAUAGCUAAACCAGAUUAUUAUAGUUUUAAUCAACUUCAGCAGAUUCGUGAGGCACAAGUUUUUACAAAAAAUUAUUUCAUCAAAGCUAAAUAUGGAAAAGUUUUAGGAUUGGCCAAAAAACCUUUAGAUAUAGCAAAAAAAUCAGAUCGUUUUAACGAAGUCUAUGGUAUGUUUCAAGUAUUUAUUGAUGAGAAGCAAGCUGAAAUAUUAAAGGAAAUCAAAAUACUUGUUGCGAAGAAAGCUGGCAAUGUUGAGUUAAAUGACCAAGUUGCUGAAAUUAAUUGUGCAAAUCCACUACCUAACUAG
Funneliformis mosseae is the source of this 312-nucleotide messenger RNA. The record is from the annotation of a GenBank genome assembly. NCBI's taxonomy places the organism in Eukaryota, Fungi, Glomeromycota, Glomeromycetes, Glomerales, Glomeraceae.